Haplochromis burtoni (Burton's mouthbrooder) is the source of this 1742-nucleotide messenger RNA. RefSeq names its product methyltransferase 22, Kin17 lysine (gene mettl22). Gene Ontology annotation, molecular function: protein methyltransferase activity. Gene Ontology annotation, cellular component: nucleus. Gene Ontology annotation, biological process: protein methylation. Lineage: Eukaryota; Metazoa; Chordata; Actinopteri; Cichliformes; Cichlidae. The record is from RefSeq and is a predicted model, not a curated record.
AGCACACGAUGGCCACACCCAUGGAGGAUGUUGGCAAACAGGUGUGGCGUGGGGCAUUAUUCAUGGUGGACUUCAUCCUCUCAAACCCAGUCAUGUUCAGAGGAGCUACAGUCCUAGAACUAGGAGCAGGGACAGGCUUAACCAGCAUCAUCACAGCAACCAUAGCUAAAACAGUCUACUGCACAGAUGUGGGAGAAGACCUUCUACAGAUGUGUAAAAGAAAUGUAGCGUUAAAUAAACACAUGCUGAAGUCUGCAGAUCACGAGGUGAAAGUAAGGCAGUUGGACUGGCUUCAGGAUGACCUGUGCACAGAUGCUGCUGUGGAGUUUAGUUGGACAAAGGAGGAGGUAGCAGAUCUGAAUAACACUAGCAUCAUAAUUGCUGCUGAUGUUUGUUAUGAUGAUGAUCUGACGGAUGGCCUAUUCCGAACACUGCACCGACUCUGCAGCAACUUUCCACACACCUGCACUGUCUUCAUCUCCAUUGAGAAAAGGAUGAACUUCACCCUGCAGCACAUGGAUGUUUCCUGUGAAGCCUAUGAUCAUUUCAUCCACUGUAUGAACCAACUUCAGGACCUGGAGAACGGACGGUGUAGUUUCAGAGUCGAUCAGCUCCCUUCUAACUUUGAUCAGUUUAUUUUAUAUGAACGUGUAGAACAACUGGAGCUGUGGAAGGUGACUGCGACUCCUCUUCCUUUUAUGCCAGCCAGAUCUGAUCCGGAAGCGUUUUAAUGUUGAUCUUGUACCAGCACCAAACCAAAGUGAAGAGAAACUUUCACCCAAAAUUUGACCUAAAAUAUGUUUCAAGUUUACAGUUGAUGUUUUAAUUACAUAUAUUUAUAAAAAAUAUAUGUAUAAAAUUAAAUGUAGUAAUCAAGAUAAAUAUUGAAAAUAAAAAAAACAAAACAAUAAAAGUAAAAAAUAUUAUUUUGUUUAAAUUUUGCAUUCCCUUGUGUAACUUUUUAUCCUUUUCAUCCUCAUGUCAGUGGUUGUCAGUGUCUGGUUGGAGGAGCUUGGGAAGUGGAAGGAAGUGCUAACUGAGAAGUGGUGGGUCAGUUUUAGAGCCGAUUAGAUAGUCUUUGACCAAGAGACCAAACAGCAACGCUCAGUCAUAGAUCUUUAAAAGUCACCUUGAAAAUGCUGCUUUUGGUCUCUGGUUAGGGUUAGCUUAUGGAUAUUGUAUAUGGGGUUUUGUGCUGAUUAGCAAAAACUGGCAAUCUUUUCUAGUAGGAUUCAUAAGUUUACGGAUGCAACAAACAGGCACAGAUAAGUGCUAUUUAGUCCAAGGUGAAACACUAGAAUUUCGCUCACGAAACUGAAGCACAAAUGUCUUAAAUGAGUCGUAACGCUCUGCACGCAUUGGUGUCUGUUUGAGAAUGCCUUCUCUAAGAAGCACCAUCAGCACAAACACAGUGGAGUUGUUGACAUUGUGAGUUCUGGUAGACAGCAGUCUGCUACAGCGAUGGUGGCAUACCUAUCAGUCAAACCAGCAAACUGUAAUACUUAUUUGUGAAUGACUUCAGAGUAUGAAAGGGAAAUUAUCUACAAGUUAUUUUUGCACCAGACUGUAAACAUACUUUCUAAUUCUGUAAAUAUGGAAAUUCAAAUAUGGGAAUUUAUAACUAUGAGUUAUAAUCGUUUUUUGUCAGUUUAUUGGAGGUUUUUGUCUAACCUGCAGCUGUUUUUGUGAAAUGUUUUGAAGCAGUUAAUUGAAGCAUACCAAAUUUGUUUUAACUUACUUCU